AUGGAUAAUCAAACAGCAAAGAAAGUUCCCGAAUCUGAAGCUAAAGCAAUUUUUCAAACAAUGCUCAUGAGUGACCUGCAUUUGGAAUUCGACAAUGCAAUUCCUCCCGAAUUUUCAGCCGUAGCACCAGUUCUAAUACUUGCCGGCGACAUUGGAAGACCAGAUGUGCCAUCUUUACAAACGUUCUUACUCGCUCAGUGCCAAAGAUUCGAACAUAUCUUUUUUGUGGCUGGAAACCAUUGUUUCUACCAAGGUGAAUAUGAAGACCGCCUUCAACAACUGCAAGAACUCGAUAAACUCGAUUCUCGCAUUCAUUUCUUACAUAACAAAAGCUAUCUUCUUCCCAAUAGUGUACGGAUACUCGGUACUACACUCUGGACUCAUGUUCCUCGAGAAAGCGCUAGUAGAAUAGGUCGAUGUCUCAACGAUUAUAGGUUUAUUUCGAUCAGGGUUGAGAGAAAAGAUGGGAAAAGCACAAGCAAACGUCGAAUCACAGUGGAUGACACAAACGAAUGGCACGCUCAACAACUUGCUUGGUUGCGUGAAGAGAUAGAAAAGGCACGCAACAAUGAGGAACACGUGGUCAUCAUUACUCAUCACGCACCUUCUCGUCAUGACACUUGCUCAACAGAAGAUGAAGAGUAUGGCCUAAUGGAUGCUUUCGUUAACGAUCAUGAUACGGAUUGUGUCGAUCCUGUUCGUUUGUGGGUGUACGGACAUACACAUCGGUCGACUGAUCUGACCAUGAAUGCUACAAGAAUAGUGAGCAAUCAACGUGGAUAUGCCCAUGAGAAUUGUGGAUUUCGACCGAACAUGAAGAUUACUUUAUAUGACGAUAGAACUAUUGAUGUCAUAGAUUCUGUACACUGUGAUUCUUAA
This is a messenger RNA of Rotaria socialis, 879 nucleotides long. The record is from the annotation of a GenBank genome assembly. NCBI's taxonomy places the organism in Eukaryota, Metazoa, Rotifera, Eurotatoria, Philodinida, Philodinidae.